Messenger RNA from Vespa crabro (European hornet), 6082 nucleotides. RefSeq names its product C2 domain-containing protein 3-like. The transcript is spliced from 12 exons. The record is from RefSeq and is a predicted model, not a curated record. Lineage: Eukaryota; Metazoa; Arthropoda; Insecta; Hymenoptera; Vespidae. Gene Ontology annotation, biological process: cilium assembly; centriole elongation. Bases 595 to 5727 code for a protein of 1710 amino acids. Gene Ontology annotation, cellular component: centriole; centriolar satellite.
AUAUCACUGAAUUGAUCGAUUUCAAUUUGAAAUUAUCCACCAAUUUCAAAGUUUUACGAAUAGCUGUUGGUAAUAAAAAAACCAUUGAGUGUUCGUUGAUAAAACAGUUCUCUGCAGAAAGAAAGUGCAUGGAGAGUGUAAUUCUAUUAUACCGAUUGGUUCAAAAGAAUUCGUUAGAGUAAUUCGCAAAAAAUAAUGUGGAGACGAACGAAACUCGCCUAAAUAUCGCCAUUAUACUUUUCAGUAAUCCACUAUUUUCUUUCUGAAUUUAUGCGAUAUUUAUAAUGCUAGAAUAGUACUGAUAUUCCUUCGUAUUCCUAUAAAGUAUGCAUUGUGUCAACCAAUUUCGCAUUUAAAUGCGUCUACCACGACGAUUGAAUAUUGCAUAAAAAUUUAUAAAGAACUAGUGAUCCGAGAAAAUGUGAAGCAGUUAUAACUGAAUAAUAAAGUUUAACACACAGCUGAGAUUUAAUUAAUAUUUUUUAACCGUUUCAUUGCAUCACAACGUUUUGUACAAUUUGAUGAAAUCGUUUAAAUUAACCUAAAAUUCUCAGGCUCAAGUGAGUUAGUUAUGCAUUAUAUAGUAAAAAUCAAAUGGAUUCGAAGGUGAAACCGUGUAGGUCAUUACCACCUAUGGUCGAAGGCAAAAUUCACGGUUAUUUAUGGCUGAUUAUAGACGAAGUUCUUUGGUAUAAAAAUAAUCCUGAAAAUAUCACAGUGUUUGCUUCUUGGUGGGGUGAACAGGAUAAUGCUAAAUUCAGACCUAUUGACAUUAGAACAAAUACAAUAAGGCCUAGUCAAGAUACAGCUCAAAUAUAUAGUAUCAGAACGAAUAGCAAUCUAUUUAAGGAAUAUAUUAAAAAUUGUGAAACUAUAGAAUUAGUUGUAAUUGAUGAAGAGGUAAAUCAAAUCAUAGGAACAUCUGAAGUCAAUGAAUUACUAGAUAUUUUUGAACAGAAACCUUUUUUUAAAUAUUUUCCAAUAUUAGAUAAAAAUAGAAGUCAAAUAGGAGAAGUGCAUGUCGGAAUAAAAUUUAAUUUAAAUGCAUCAAAAGCUACAACUAUGCAUUUAAAAGUACAUAAACUUCAAAAAAAACAAACUAAGAACAAGAUAUUGCUUUCUCCUCCUGAUACAAAUUCACAUUGCAAAGAAUUAAGAAUUCAUGAUAUUUCAUUAAGCGAAAGAUUUGGUAAUACUAAUGAAGAUAGAUCAAAUGCACCUGUAGAAAUAGAUUCAAAAGACAUUUAUAGAUCUAUUUUAAAAACUAAAAGGGCCAAGUUCCAAGAACCUUUGCACAAUUGUAAUGCGGCAGUGACUGAUAAACUCGUUGCCCAAGUUGUUGCUAGAGCACAAAAACUUAGAGGGGCUAUAUUAAAAGAAACUUAUGAUGAAGAUCCUCUGGCAUUAAGUGACACUGGUCUGAGUAAUAGUUUUCUUAAUGAUGUUCCUGUUGAAAAAGAAGCAAAAUUAUAUGAAUAUUUUUUAGGCAAAGAAAUGAGUGUAUCCGACGAACGUAAAGCACUAAAUACUUUAAGAUCAACAUCACCGACACCUAGUUUAAUUGACUUAGCGUCAGAAGCUAUUGCUUCUUCUCAGUCUAAUAAUGCACCAAUUACUGAUAAUAAAACAUCUCUAAAUACGUCUAAUUCAAUGAUAGUAGAAUCAUUGACAAAGUGUUUACCUCAGGAUAAACAAAAUGAAAUGUCUCCAUUGGAUCAUAUAGAUAGUAUACGAAUUUUUAUUGACUCAUUUGUAUUAAAUCCUGCAGGCUAUCGUCGUGUUAAAUCAUCUUGUGUAUCACGUAAUGAUAAUACACUAUUAUCUGUAACAUAUUUUGUACAAUAUAAUACUACUUUUAAGCCCCCUACACAAGCAAAUCAUAAACUAUUGAGAGAUGAUAAAUCAGUAAGAAUAUCUUCUAAGCGUAAAUCAGGACAAGUAAUUCAUUUUGAUCAUGAAAGGAUAUAUAACAUACCUAAAUUUAAUAUACAUCAAGAUUUUCCAUUAUGUUUUAAAAUUUUGUCACGACAUCUUAAUCAGAAAUCACCAACUGAAUUAGGUUCUGGUAUGAUGUAUAUUAGUGACAUUGUAAAAACAGAAAAUUUGAGUUUGUCGCAGAGAUUAGCUGUAAUUAACAAAGGCAUUAAAAUAGGAGAGUUAAAAGUUACUACAGAAUUAGGAUGUGAUUCAGUCCACUUUGGAAAACAAUACAUAGAAGCUGUAAUGUCUGGAAAGGAAAAUAUUCCUGUAUUAAACGUGAGAUCUUUAUUAAAUACGGAUAUUGAUAGAUGUAAAACUGCAACGGGAACACAAUCCAAAACAAGUAAUAGUGUUUCAUCUUCUUCAACGAAAAGAAUAGAAUGUUUACACAUGGAUAAUACCAAUAACAUGGUUACUAAAAAGGAUGGAUCAGAACAUACAAACCAAAACAUUGAUGAUAGAAAAGUAGAUAUAACAGAACCGGAUAAUAAGAAUCAUAAUAAUAUUUUGCUUCAUGGAUUAAUAUAUAUAGCGGAAGCUAAAGAUUUGUUGGAAUUAAAUACAUUCUUAAUAUGUAGAGCAUUCUGGUUGCAAGACAAAGGUACAAGUCAAUUAUGCAGUAACACACGAAACCCAUAUUAUCAUUUUUGCCAAUUAGUACCUUUAAUUUAUGGCAAUGCAUUACUAGAACGAAUUAAAGAUAAUUAUAUAAUUGUAGAAGUAUAUUAUAAAAAUUCUGUAGGAAUGAAUAAUUUGUUGGGAAUCGCAAAAUUACCUGUGCAUCAAUUAUACAUUGCUUAUAGGGAUCCAAUUGUAUUACCACAUUUAUUAUCAUCUAAAUAUCCUAUAAUAAGCGUAGAUGAAUGGGUAUCAAUCAAUAAUCCAGUUACUAGUCAAUCAUGUGGACAAUUACUUGCAUUAGUUGCACUUGGAACUGCUGAACAAAUAGCACUUUUAGAAAUGUCACGAGGUCUUAGAUGUCAGACUGUAGUGCCACAGGCAAUACGUGAUUAUUCAUAUAAUUAUAAUGAUCACAGAAAACAAACAGACAACACAAGUGAAAUAAUGAGAACUGCUGAUCUUAAUAUGCAGUUAAAUAGUGAGAUAUCUCAAUAUAAAGAUAAUUAUAUGCAUCAUAUAGAUGACGUUGGAAAUAAUUCUAACACAAUCAAUUUUAAAACUCAAGAAAGUCAAACAGAUAUAUCGACUCUUAAAGAAUCAAAGUCUGCAUCUAGUAACUUACCACAGGAUGGUGUUUUAAAUUCAGAGCGAUUAGUUUUACAUACGUUAGUAGAUCGAUUAGCGCAUGCAUUAAAUGUUACGAAAACUAUGAAUCAAGCAGCCCAAACUGAACAAGAAAUCGAUAGAAAAAAACAGACAGAUAUUGAAGUACAGUCAUGUAUAAACUCUUUACGUUGCAACAGUAUAUCCGAUGAUAGUAAUAGCGAUAGUCCUGGGAACAAUCUUUAUUUACCUACAGAAAUGUACAGAAGUGUCGGUGUUGGAGCUGAAUUUGAUGAACCAAUAAAACAAGGACCAAGUGGUACUUACAAUAACACUUAUUAUUAUCCAGCAACUCAUGUACAAAAUUUAGAAAGCAAAACCACCAUUUUAAGCAGUGAUGAGAGCUUUUUUAGAGCACUUAUAGAGAUUGAAUGUGCAUUACAUUUACCAAAAGUAGAGAAACUUAAUGAGAGUAUAGAACCAACUACUUAUGUGACUUUUCAAACAACUCAGGCUGAUUCUAUGAAUCAAUUACAGUCGUACAUGAUAACAAAUGUUUAUCCGCAUAGUUGUAAUCCAAGAUGGGAAUGGAAAUGUGAUACAAAAAUAUCGACAGAAUUACUAACACACGAUGAAAAACGCUUGAUUUUAAAAGUUUGGCGUUUAUUUAAUACAGAUAUAAGUACAGAUAUUGACAUGGAAAGAGAUAUAGUGAUUGGAUUUUCUGCUAUUGAUGUAUCUGUAUUAACUACUGGUUUUCCAUCUGUGUCAGGAUGGUUUCAUAUCAUGGAUUUUACAGGAAAAUGUAAUGGUCAAAUCAAGGUAGGAAUAACUCCUUUGGAUAAUAUGUCAGGUUUUGUAAAAUCAUCUACGUCAACAAGUACUACACAAAUACCGUUAUGUGAUUCAUCACGAUCAAACGAAUCUUCAUUAUGCAAUCAUAAUGUAUUUUUAAAUAACAUAGAGUCGAAUAAUACCCAACAACCUCCAUUAACAACUACAUAUAAUACAAUGGGCAGUUUUACUGAAUGUGGUAGUCAUCCUACGAUAGAUAUUACUCAAAGUUUUGAAGAUAUGUCUAUGUCUUUUCUUUCUUCAUCUUUAAAGCAAAAAUUGGCAGAGUUAGACGAAAUAACGAAACGUCUGCAGUCGCGUUUACAUGAUGUAACAAACACUGCUUUUGAAGAUUAUUUUGAUAAUGACUUUGACUUGAAUGAAAUACAUAGUGAUAAUGAAAAUAUUGAUAAUAGAAAUACAGAUUCUAUACUUCCUAUGGCUCAUAUAUCAGGUACACAUGAUACAUGGCAAAAUGCACCAAGUAAUCAUAAUAUACACAUGCAUAUAAAUAAUGAAUAUAAACAAUUGCCUGAACGCAUGAAUGAUAAUUUGAUAACAAAUGUAAAUUUAUCCAAUGUCAGACCUACUUUGAAUUUUGCUUCACAGUCCAAUUCUAAUUUAUUGAGUAACCAUUAUCAACGAGAAUAUCAUAUACAAAAUGAUAAUGCAUCGUACAAUAAUGAGGCUUAUCCUUUAAGAGGAACAAAAGUACAUAUAAAUCAUUUACUUGAUAAACUUUCCUUAGAACAUCCAGUGAAACCUUACAUAACAGCUGGUUCAUCAAUGAGAAAAAAUGUAAUUGAUUUAUUAACAACCGUUCAUAAAGAUAAUGCACAAAAUAAUAACAAAAAGAAUAAACUGGAACUUAUUAAGAAACCAACAUCUAUGCAAAUAGAAAACAGGGAUCAAAGUACAGAAACUCUAUCAAAUUGGAUGACCGAUAAUACUGUUGCUCCAACAAAUGUAACUGCAACUCUUAACAAAUCUUCACUUACAUCCUACAAUAAAAUAUCAACAGUUAUACGAGAAGAGUUAGUUGCAGAAGAAAAUAAUGAUACAUUGAAAAAUGACGACGAGUUAACAAAUCUGCUCAUUACUUCUAACGUUCGCCAUAUGGAUUUAGAUAACAUUUUCAAUCCACUUUUAUAUCAGCAUUUAGUACCAGAUCUUCAAGUAUCGAACAGUGUAUCACCAGAGACACAAGCGAUAGAACAAUUAGAUACUCGAUAUUCUAAAAGUUUUGGCACUGCCAUAAAUAAUGGAUUAAAUGAUACGCAAGAUAAAAUAGAAACAAUAGCGUUAUCUCCAAAUAAAAAUAUCAAUGAAAAAGAUAAAGAGAAAAUAUCAGAAUCUGUUGGAAAUACAGAAAUUUUUAGACUUACACCUUCUGGUAUUUCAGAAAAUGUUGAUGGUAAUAUCCAUGUAACCGUUAUUCAUAAUCCUACUAAUAAUGAUUUAAUGGCAAGUAAUAGUACAGAAUCAACAACUACUAUCUCUCUCAGUAAAUCAUCAAUGAGACAAAGUGAAAUGGAAAUAGAUGAAAAUAGUUAUUAUAAUUCAUCUGAUAUAUCUGUUAUCGCUGCAUCAAGACAAGCACCAGACGGUGGAAACCCUAUGGAAGAUAGUUCGAAAAUAUUACCAAGAAAGCAAACAACUGAUACAUCAGAUUUAUCAUCAAGCAGUUAAAAUUGUAUAGAUGUACAAGGACAUCAAAGUAUUCAUUAAUGUUGAUCGCGAAUUUUAAAUUUCUUAAAAAAUAUUGCAUUUUCAAUUUACUACUUUGUAAUACUUUCUUUGUAACAAAAAAGUACAGGUGUGAACGUGCACUAUUAUAGUAAUACAAUUACGCUAUUACUAAUCUCGAAUACUUGCCAAAUAUGAACAUGUAAGAGUAGGUAUAAGAUGACAUUUAAAAAUUGUCAAGAACGUCCUUUCUCUAUCGACUGAUUACCGUGUAUACGUAAUGAUAAUAUCAAACAAAAAUGUUAAAUACUAUCCAUAUUCUAUCAUUGGAAAUAUAUCUAUUAUAUUAUUUGAAGUA